Molecule: messenger RNA, 1418 nt
Organism: Hevea brasiliensis (rubber tree)
Lineage: Eukaryota; Viridiplantae; Streptophyta; Magnoliopsida; Malpighiales; Euphorbiaceae
Product: calcineurin B-like protein 7
Exons: 9
Coding region: 334-990 (218 amino acids)
Biological process (GO): calcium-mediated signaling
Molecular function (GO): calcium ion binding; kinase binding
Source: RefSeq, a predicted model, not a curated record
GCACCAUUAAUUUUAUUUGACGCAUGUUACACAUGAAGUACAGUAGAUACCGUCGGCUACAAAAUUUCCCUACAGUAGGAGGAGGCGAGUGUGGAAAUGAAAUGCGAUCCUGAGACACCCAGAAGAAAUGACGACUGAAACACAUCUCUUUUGGAAAGUCGCUCUAAUUUACGACGCAGAAAGCUAAGUAACAAACAUCCAAAUCCAAUUUUCCUUUCUUCUUUCUUACUAUAAACACAACUGCAGAGCUCACAUCAAAUCAUCCCAUUCUUUCCAUACUACAGACACACUCUCAGAAAGGUGCUGAUUUUCAGAAACUUCUGUGGUUGAAUCAUGUUCGCUGCUUUCAAAGGUUGCUUCUCCUUAAAGAGACCUAAACAAACACCAGGAUAUGAAAAACCCAGUGUUCUUGCUGCUGAAACACCUUUUACGGUUAGUGAAGUAAAGGCCUUAUAUGAGCUUUUUAAGAAAUUAAGCAAUUCAAUAAUUAACGAUGGGCUUAUUCAUAAGGAAGAAUUUCAGCUCGCACUCUUCAGGAAUAGAUAUAGAAGGAAUCUUUUUGCAGACAGGAUCUUUGAUUUAUUUGAUAUCAAGCGCAAUGGAGUAAUUGAUUUUGAAGAAUUUGUUCGAUCAUUGGGCGUCUUUCAUCCCAAUGCACUAGUGGAAGACAAGAUGAAAUUCGCUUUCAGAUUAUAUGAUCUGAGGCAAACUGGUUUUAUUGAACGAGAAGAGUUAAAGGAGAUGGUGUUGGCACUUCUGCAUGAAUCGGAGCUGGUUUUGUCAGAUGAUGAAGUUGAAAUGAUUGUAGAUAAUACUUGGAAGGAUGCAGACACAAAUGGUGACGGAAAAAUUGAUCUGGAAGAGUGGAAGGAGCUUGUGUCAAAGAAUCCAUCUCUUUUGAAGAAUAUGACCCUACCAUAUUUGAAGGAUAUAACAAUGGCAUUUCCCAGCUUUGUUCUAAGUUCUGAAGUUGAAGAUACAGAAAUCUAGGCUUGCACAUACAUUGAAAAGCACUCAAUCAUGUUUGAUGAUGGUACGCUUGUGGAGAGGAGUUGGAAUCAGCGAUGAUACUCAUUGGUGCGCUUUAGUGCAAGGGCUAGAAACAUGAGUUUGAAAUCCUGCAUCCUCCAGCCCACAGCAAUUUUUGCAACUAAGAUCCAGUCUACAUGGUGCAACUUCAUCUUGCUAUCAACUUCUUAACAUAUUCCUCCAGUGGGAGCUUGGCAAAGGUUACAAGCAUAUCCAUUUUGCAUAUGUACAUUAAAUUAACUGAGAUUUUGUGGCAAGAAAUUUCCAUGAAAAAACCCUGUCUAAUUUCGAGCUCUUAGGUUGGUUAGCUCUUUGAAAACUGAAAUUUUAAAUGUUAUACUUCCACCAAUAAGUUUGAGCUUUCAGGGGAUAUUUUUCAAAUGUUUUAA